UUGACUUGGGUGUUUUACAUAAUUUCACUAUGGAACUGAGUAGAAAAUUAAAUCAAGAGGAAGACUACUUUAGAGAUUCUAUUUUUGGUCUAAAUCAUUCUUUAACUUAUAAUGAAUCUCUAUUUAUGGAAGAUUCUCAAAAUUUUAUGUUUCCAACAAUCUCUCCAAACCAUGCUAAUCUCGACCAAGAAGCAAAGGAGACUAUAAAUAAUGAAUACAAAGAAAACCAGGUCGAUCAGGAAAUUUUAAACUUUUCUCAACUUGACCAAAAAUUGAGAAUGAAAAAUGAACCAAUAAAGCAAAACUCAACUUGUCUCUUUCUUGAGAGUAUUAACAAAGACCUUAAAAAUGCUCAAGAACAAAAUGACAAGCCACAAAAAGUUCUUUCCGAGAUAGACUCUGAUCCUUCGACUGAAUACCUUCCUCAUGAAAGACAGAGGAGAAAGCUGAAGAAAAGGCGAGAUGUCAUCUUCAAAUCAAUUCUCCGUGAAUGCAGAAGAUUCUUUCUUGCUCAAAUCAGUAAUAUGCCAGGAUUUGUAAUUUUUAAGAAUGAGAGAAAUGGUGCUUACCUGUACAAAAGCAUGAAAAAGUUCAACCAAGCGAUACUGAAGAGAGUUGGAACAUUUGAAGAUAGUUUCUAUCUUGCUGCAUUGUUGUAUCCUCAAGACUUGAAAAAGAAUUUUGAGGAAUUUGUGAAAGAAAGUAAAUGAGAAGACCAUGAAUUAACAAAGUCAUCAGGAAGGGAUACUAUCUUGAAGUCUAUUAUCGACAGAAUCCAUAACACUUUAUACAAAUACUCGAUAGAUAGACUUAAUUUCUUCACUUCAAAGCCUUCAAUAGCUUUCCUCUUCUGCUAUUAUUAUGCGCAUGGAGCUGGCUCUUCUAAAGAUGAUCCGAAACUUUCAAAGGAAUAUGAGCAAAUCAGGCAAAAAUGCAUGGACACUUUGAACAAAUAAGGCAUCUUUGCACAUCUUAAUUGUACAUAGCAUAAAUAUUGUCACAUUCAAGAUUGAUUAA
Messenger RNA from Moneuplotes crassus, 1017 nucleotides. The record is from the annotation of a GenBank genome assembly. NCBI's taxonomy places the organism in Eukaryota, Ciliophora, Spirotrichea, Euplotida, Euplotidae.